This is a messenger RNA of Kluyveromyces marxianus DMKU3-1042, 1086 nucleotides long. RefSeq names its product fructose-bisphosphate aldolase FBA1 (gene FBA1). Gene Ontology annotation, biological process: glycolytic process; gluconeogenesis. Bases 1 to 1086 code for a protein of 361 amino acids. Gene Ontology annotation, molecular function: zinc ion binding; fructose-bisphosphate aldolase activity. Gene Ontology annotation, cellular component: cytosol. Lineage: Eukaryota; Fungi; Ascomycota; Saccharomycetes; Saccharomycetales; Saccharomycetaceae. The transcript has a single exon. The record is from RefSeq and is a predicted model, not a curated record.
AUGCCAGCUUCAGACGUUCUAUCCAGAAAGACCGGUGUCAUUGUCGGUGACGAUGUCAGACACUUGUUCGAAUACGCUAAGGCUCACAAGUUCGCUAUCCCAGCUAUCAACGUGACCUCUUCUUCCACUGUUGUUGCUGCUUUGGAAGCUGCCAGAGACAACAACUCUCCAAUCAUUUUGCAAACCUCCAACGGUGGUGCUGCUUACUUUGCCGGUAAGGGUGUCUCCAACAAGGACCAAAACGCUUCCAUCAGAGGUGCCAUUGCUGCUGCCCACUACAUCAGAUCCAUUGCCCCAGCUUACGGUAUCCCAGUUGUUCUACACUCUGACCACUGUGCCAAGAAGUUGUUGCCAUGGUUCGAUGGUAUGCUAGCUGCUGACGAAGAAUACUUCGCCAAGCACGGUGAACCAUUGUUCUCCUCUCACAUGUUGGAUUUGUCCGAAGAAACCGAUGAAGAAAACAUUGGUACUUGUGUCAAGUACUUCAAGAGAAUGGCCAAGAUGGGCCAAUGGUUGGAAAUGGAAAUCGGUAUCACCGGUGGUGAAGAAGAUGGUGUCAACAACGAAGGUACCUCCAACGACAAGCUAUACACCACCCCAGAAACCGUCUUCUCUGUCUACGAAGCUUUGGCCCCAAUCUCUCCAAACUUCUCCAUUGCCAGUGCCUUCGGUAACGUCCACGGUGUUUACAAGGCCGCUGCUGCUCUAAAGCCAGAACUUUUGGGUACUUUCCAAGAAUACGCUUCUAAGCAAUUGAAGGAAAAGAAGGAUGACAAGCCAUUGUUCUUGGUCUUCCACGGUGGUUCCGGUUCUUCCACCAAGGACUUCCACACCGCUAUCGACUUUGGUGUCGUCAAGGUUAACUUGGACACUGACUGUCAAUUCGCUUACUUGAAGGGUAUCAGAGACUACGUCUUGAACAAGAAGGAUUACAUCAUGACCCCAGUCGGUAACCCAGAAGACCCAGAUGGUCCAAACAAGAAGCACUACGACCCAAGAGUCUGGGUUAGAGAAGGUGAAAAGACCAUGUCUGAACGUAUUGCUUCCGCUUUGGAAAUCUUCCGUACCAAGGGCACUUUGAACUAA